UGCUGAUGCUGACCGAUGAAGAGAGAAUCAGGAGGAGGAGUGCGAGAGGUGGGGAAACAGAGAAAGAGAAACGUAACGGAGUGGAGGAGCGAUGGGCACUCCUGUGGAUGCGGGCAACUUCUGACGACCUGAGAGAUUAUUGUCUCCGAGGCGAAGUUUUUUUUUCCAGUGUCUUCUUUUUAAGUUGUUGUUAUUUGUGCGCUCAGCAACAGCCUGGCGCCAGCUGAGGGAGGAGAUGCGGUGAUAUCAUGAGCAUAGCCGACCAGGGGCAGAGAGACAGAGAGACAGAGAGGAAGAGAGAGAGUGAGGGAGAGGGAGGGAGGAAGAGGGAGCACAGGGAGGAGAGGCGGGGAGUCGGCUACCACCAAGCCAGCUGAAGAUGCUUGUUGUUUCUAGAAACAGGAUUAAUCACCGGGCCGAGCGCUGAUCUUCCUCCGGCACACCGAGCGCACCUCUCCCGCCCCCCUCCCGCUGCAGCUGUCCUGACCGAGGGCGCGUUUCGCCUGUCUGGCCCGGUCUGCCCGAAGCUGUUUGCCGUUUUGAUGCUCUCCCCCCUCUUCCUCUAUUUCCUGAUGCAGGGCCGGGGAGGGGGUGAGCCAAAGUGUGCACCGGAUAUUGGAAAACCCAUUCUUCUUGCUGAUGCUGUUGUGAUAAUAGAUUAUUAUCUGGACAACGCCGCAUAUGCACAGAAAGGCAGAUCCUGACCAAACGGGGCCCGGCUUGAGGAAAAAAUAACACAGGGGAAUGUAUGAGCUUGGGAGAAUUCUGAAAACACUUUUGGACGGUAGCAGUAGCGAGGAGGGGGGUCCCUGAUAUCGAUCAGAGAAUGGAUUCAAUCAGGGCAUUCUGACUUGGGAUAUUUGAGACUCUGCUCUUACAGAAAUCAAUCCGUGGCAAAUGUAGCCUUCCUGUCCAGGUCUGAAGGAGAAUUUUCUUUUCUGCUCCACUUUUGGCCAGCUGCAUAAGCUAUAUAGGAUCAAUCAGCUUUAAACUACUGUUAUUUAUAGCAGGGGUGGGUUUUGAUGUGACACAAUUGUGGACAUCUCCCAUCACUGGCACCGGUCAAACCUCACGCGCCCCUCUCUUGCUAAUCUUUUCUACCUUCCCUCUGAAUGAUGCUGCUGUAGUAAAAGAGGCACGAGCCGAUUCUGGAAAAAUACUUUAUUCUAGGCCUUAUAGCAACGGACCAGACCGCAUGACAAACAAGUGCAUGGGAGUAGCCUGCAGGGCCCGGCUUUAGAUCACGACCAGUCCUCCGCACCUCCUCUCCGCCGCCGUACAGCCGCCUGUGAUGUGCGUUACGGCAUUACGCACGGAGCAGGACCGAGCGCUAUCUUGAUCUGCCUUAUAUCAGGAAUAGAAUUUCAUCUCGGGAAGGAUGAGCAGCAAGGAGCUGACGGUGGGCCAGUCCAGCCAGUACGUGGGGCCGUACAGGCUGGAGAAGACCCUCGGGAAGGGACAGACAGGACUGGUGAAGUUGGGUGUCCACUGUAUAACAGGGCAGAAGGUGGCCAUUAAGAUUGUCAACAGAGAGAAACUCUCCGAAUCAGUCCUAAUGAAGGUGGAGAGAGAAAUAGCUAUUCUUAAACUAAUAGAGCACCCUCACGUUCUGAAGCUGCAUGAUGUCUAUGAGAAUAACAAAUACCUGUACCUGGUGUUGGAGCAUGUGUCUGGUGGAGAGUUAUUUGACUACCUGGUGAAGAAGGGCAGACUGACCCCCAAGGAGGCCAGGAAGUUCUUCAGACAAAUCAUCUCCGCCCUCGACUUCUGCCACAGUCACUCCAUAUGUCACAGAGACCUGAAGCCAGAGAAUCUUCUCCUGGACGAGAAGAAUAACAUCAGGAUAGCUGACUUUGGCAUGGCCUCGCUACAAGUCGGAGACAGCCUGCUGGAAACCAGUUGUGGAUCCCCACAUUAUGCUUGCCCAGAGGUCAUCAGGGGGGAGAAGUAUGAUGGUCGCAGGGCAGAUGUUUGGAGUUGUGGAGUCAUCCUCUUUGCUCUUCUUGUGGGUGCCUUGCCCUUUGACCAUGACAACCUGCGGCAGCUUCUAGAAAAAGUGAAGAGCGGAGUGUUCCACAUGCCCCACUUUAUACCUCCUGACUGCCAAGCUUUGCUUAAGGGAAUGAUAGAAGUCAACCCUGACAAGAGACUCACGCUAGAAGCAAUACAGAAACACGCCUGGUACCAGGGUGGUCGUAAUGAGCCUUGCCCAGAGCAGCCGCCUCCUCGUCGUGUGUGUUUGAAGAGGAUCCUGUCCUUAACAGAGCUGGACCCUGACGUGCUGGAAAGCAUGUACUCUUUAGGGUGCUUCAGAGACCGAGUCAAACUCACACAGGACCUUACAAGUGAGGAGGAGAACCAGGAGAAGAUGAUCUACUACCUCCUGUUGGAUAGGAAGGAGCGAUACCCCAGCUUGGAGGAUGAGGAUCUGCCACCCAGAAAUGACAUUGACCCACCCAGGAAGCGCGUGGACUCGCCCAUGUUGACGCGUCACGGCCGCUGUCGUCCAGAGAGGAAGAGCCUGGAAGUCCUCAGUGUCACAGAACAGGGGUCUCCCACCCCACCUCGCAGGGCCCUGGACACUAAUGCACACAGCCAGAGGUCUCGUUCAGUCAGUGGAGCGUCCACAGGUCUGUCCUCCAGUCCUGUCAUCAGUCCCAGGAGCCCGGUCUUCACUUUCAGCCCAUCAGAAGUCACCUCCACUUCCUCCUCCAAAGACCCCAAACCAGGAAGUGCCACCACCUCUCGGCCUACCCGCCCGACGCCUGACCCAAAAACCCAGACCUUGCCCUCAAAGGGCCCCGCAGACCGGCCCCAGCUUCACUCCAUGAAGUCCCUCCCUCUUCAGACUCCACGCUCCCCUUCCCCGUCUCCAUCCCCGCUCCUCUCCCCCAUCCCACGCUUCUUCAACUUCCCCUCUCCAUCUGUCUUCAAGUCCAAGAAUGUCCACUCGUCCUCUAACUCCUCUGCCACCCCUCCUCCUGUUUCGCAGGUCACGCCACAGGGCUCACCACUGCCCACUCCGCUGGGCACCCCUGUGCACCAAAUCCAGCACCUUUCCUCCACCACCCCUCCCUCCUCUUCCUCGUCAUCAUCUUCUUCCAGAGCAGAUGGAGCCGGUGGGGCCUCGCUGUCACUGACCCCACCCUCCAGCCCGGGCGGCAGUGGCGGGCUAGCCGCCUCAAGCUCUGCACACUGGAGAACAAGGCUCAACUCAUUCAAGAACAAUCUGCUGGGCUCACCGCGCUUUCAUCGGCGUAAACUGCAAGUCCCUACUUCAGAGGAUAUGUCCAGUUUGACUCCAGAGUCCAGUCCGGAACUGGCCAAGAGGUCCUGGUUUGGGAACUUCAUCAGCCUGGAAAAAGAAGAGCAGAUCUUUGUUUUGAUCAGAGACAAGCCUCUUAGCUCUAUCAAGGCUGAUAUCGUCCAUGCCUUUCUCUCUAUCCCAUCCCUCAGCCACAGUGUGGUGUCUCAGAACAGUUUCCGGGCAGAGUACAAGUCCUCCGGUGGCCCCUCUGUCUUCCAGAAGCCUGUCAAGUUUCAAGUGGACAUUGCUUUCUCUGAGGGAGAGAGGGAGCGAGAGAGGGAACGAGCAGAGAGGGAAGGAAGAAGAGAGAUGGGCAUCUACAGCGUCACUUUCACUCUAAUAUCAGGUCCCAGUCGCAGAUUCAAAAGAGUGGUGGAAACAAUUCAGGCUCAGCUCCUGAGUACUCAUGAUCAGCCUUCUGUGCAGGCACUGGCUGAUGAGAAGAAUGGUCAGCUCUCCCGCCAGCCCAGCACUCCAUCCCGUCAGAACUCUCGGCGCUCUGAAAGUGGAUCGGAUCGGGAGCGGGGAGAGAGGGAGCGUGCAGCAGAUGGGGGGAGUGGAAGUGGGAACAGCAGUAGCACUGUUUUACAAAGGCGAGGGUCAGGGAAAGACAAGACCAGACUCCUCUCGUCGUCCAAUGGGACGCAGUCUCAUCCCUGAAAAGAAUGUUGUGGCGGAGAGGCCUUUCUCUCUUCCUUCCCUCUGUCCUUCCCACAUUGGUUCCUUACCUGUUUCCUUACUUCCUGCCUUGCUUCCUACCAUUACUCCCCAGCGAUGGGAUGGAGGAGGGGGGAGUUUUUCCUUGAAGCUGAUCUAAGGAUAUGACGGAGAAUUCCCCACAAAUGGCUGAUUUUAGCAGAAAUUAAUAUUUGUGGGGGUGGCGGAGACAGGUUGAGCUGAUCUCUAGUCAGCCUUCAAGGGUAACUUCACCCCAGAAGACGAGUGUAAAGACAGGAUGUCCAGAAAGUCCCACCUUACAAGAGAAAUACAGGAAAAGCUCACAGCCAGGGAUCCACAUAGUUCACCUACUCCGGCAAAUCAAGAAAGCACAUCACCUUCCCACCGACCAAUCACAAGCAACACGUGGUUCAGACCCAACAGGAAACCUCCCAUCACUCAGUCUGAAUGGUACAGGAAGAUACUGGACAAUGACAAAAGCACCUCAAGGCAUUCUCAUUUAUCAUUUCCUGACCAGCCAACUGUCACCUGGAUCAAGUCUCCUCAGCACCACCUGACCAGACACAGAGUCACAUGACAAGAAACCUGCUCCCUUCUCUUCUCCUCACUUUCUAAUUGAAGACAAAUGUGUAUUCUCAAGCAAAGCAACAAAAUGAUGAAGUCUUUUGAGAACGGAAUGAGAAAAACAGAAUGAGUCCCGAUUUAGACUUGAUUGUUAAAGUGGAUUUUAUCUAUAGAUUUUAGCUAUUUUAAUGCUGUACUUUAACAUCCAAGGAGUCUAAGAGCAGAGAGAAAUGAUGGAGAAUGGAUCUGACGUGGUCUACAUAAUGUAGCCCGACAGCUAGGUGAAUAUCAAAAUAAAAUGGACACAACUUUUCCUUGAGUGUAUAAGAAACAUAAAUCCCACAGUUAACUCUGAAUUACACUGAUAAAGCUAUGAUACCGUAUUGCCUUUAACGGAGGAGAAAGAGUGGAUAGCUAGUUAGAUUUAGCCCCAUUUUCAGGACACUAGUCAUACCACAGGUAGAAUCUCUCACAAGUAAAUACCCCCACUGCAAGUGAAGGGGAUGAAUAGAUAAAACAAGACAAAUAGAUAGACAAAACAGAGGAUAGCUAGCAACAGGUGUCCAUUUGGUAGCAAAGGAAGGAUGAAAGCAGAAGCUAGCAAAAGCCUCUUAAGCUAACUUAGAGAUGACAAUGAAAGUCUUGUUUUGUGAAAAGAUAGGUCAGGAUUUAGUCUGUCCUCGUCUAUCUGAAUACAAUGUUGCUACUGUAUGCCGCAUGAACAAUGAAAGAGUAACUGUCUGAAGCGGUACCUUCCAAGAGCAACUACAUAUUGAAAGACAGUGAAGACAAUGAACAGUCCUUGUUCUGUGCAAAAGUGCAUUAUAAUUUUAAGUUGAAGCUUAAAUGAGGCUACAGCUGUCUGAGUUAAACCCCUCCCCUGUACAGCAGUUGUCCUAGUCAUGGUCCAUCUUUAGCAACCAAAACUAGUGACAGCAGGCCUGUUAAACUUUGGGUUUCUUAUGAUAUAUACUCAGCUUUUUGUGUUCUUUCAGUACAGUACCAUGUGUAUAGCCAUUAACUGUAUAUUUAAGACUGCCUUGAGGGUUCUUGUUUUAAAACUAAUUAGUUGAAGUUUGAGUUUUCAACCAACUUAUGGAGCUAACAAUAGCUUAAUUAGCUAGCUAGCUAGAGUUGAUAAAAUAUGGCAGUGACAGUUGCCUUUUCAGAGAAAAAUGGCAUUAUUUAGAAAAUUACAAAAAAAUCUACCACUGUUACAGUUUUUUGUAGUCUAGCUUUGUCCACAACGUUCCCUCUUUGUAUUUCCCUGGAUGGUGUUUCCUUGCUGAGUCGUGGCAGAGGAUACUUAGACCAGCAACAAAACUAGAUUUAAUGUGAUUAACAGUUUCGGGCUUGUAUCGCAACUAGGAGGUUUACAUGAAUGUUUUUCUUCUGACUGUGCUGCUUGUUAUUACAUUCGAAGAUAUAUGCAGAUGAGGCACAAGACUCAGACUGCUAAAGCCUCAUAUUAACUUCAGCUAAACAUUUUAAUGCAUCGUUGGACUGUUUGGUGUCUUAGCUUAUGAUAUAGUCAUGUAGGGAGGACAUCACUUCAGGGCCAGUAUAGUGAGGAUGAAUGAUUACUGUGACCAACAGCCCCUUCAGUGUAUAGAUGGGCAUACUAUAUUAAGAAUGACUUGAAAAAAUCUAAACCUAUCCUCUAAGUGAGAUGAAAAUUAAAAGCCAUGAAAUUUCAGUACUUUAAAUGAAAUGUGGAACCAAAAAAAGAAGCUGGUCAAACAGGACAACCAAGUGUUUAAUCCUUUUAGAAUUGCAAUUAGGCAACCAAAACCCAUCCUAUGUUCCUUUUUGUGUGACAAUAGAUGCAGAACGAUGCAAAGUCCCAACAAAAGCCUCAGCCCUUUUCUGCCAGUGAAAGGAGAGGUGAAGGGAGGGAGAUGAACAAAUAAUGUACUUUUCAAAAGAGGGAAAAUGAGAAACGGGGCAGAGAAAAAAAGGACUCUGGUGUGUCUUUUGUCAUAAGAACUCUGCGCACAUGCCUGGUUGGGGGAAAAGGAAAAACCAAGCCACACAUAAAAAGAAUAAAAUUUUUGCUUGUUUUGUUUUUUCUUUCCAUUCCCUUUUCUUCUACUCUUCUCUGGUCUUGUUUGUUUGUGUGUGUGUGUGUGUGUGUGUGUGUGUGUGUGUGUGUGUGUGUGUGUGUGUGUGUGUGUUUUUAUGUUUUUCUGUGUGCCACCAGCAAAACAGGAGGCGGCGCUAACCACGUGAAUGUCAAAAACUUUUUUGAAAUUAUUAGAGUGUAAACAUAUUUUUGUUCCAUAUAUUUAUUGAAAAUGUAUUUAUAUUUCUUUUUAUUUAUUUGCCAUGUAUUUGUUGAAACGUGUGAUUUUUUUAUGAAUGGAACAGCAGGAGAUGGGUGAAUACAGUGAAAUGUCACUUUUAAGAUGUCUCACACUGCAGAGCACACCGGCUUUCCCUGCCAACCACCGGCAGGUCAAAACUUUACAUUUAUCCAAUUGGCACUGAAUUUUUCAACUUUCAUUUUCUCUAAAUGACGUACACUAUCCUUUUGACUUUGGGAUUCUCUCAUUAUUCAUUUAGUUCAGUCGUUCCUUCAAAAUUUUGAUUUGUCCAUUUUCCGUUCCAGCUGCACUUUGUGUUUAGAGCUGACAAGCAAAUGUUAGCACUGACUGAAAACACAAAUGUAUUUCCUGUCACUUUCAUUCCUUAUUGAUACAUUCUGUGUUAAUUCAUGCAAACCAACAUCCCACUGACACCAUUACUCAUUCCUAUUUAACUUUCAAUAGUCUCAGCCACUUUCUGUUCUUAGUCUUUGCCUUAGACUCACAAAUUCUUGAAAAGCUGGAAAAUGUGAUUAGGUUAUGUACCUAAACACAAGCUAUCUAACUAUCCAAAUGCAAACUGAACUUUUUCACACUAG
Lates calcarifer (barramundi perch) is the source of this 7451-nucleotide messenger RNA. RefSeq names its product BR serine/threonine kinase 1b (gene brsk1b). Gene Ontology annotation, cellular component: cytoplasm. NCBI's taxonomy places the organism in Eukaryota, Metazoa, Chordata, Actinopteri, Centropomidae. The record is from RefSeq and is a predicted model, not a curated record. Gene Ontology annotation, biological process: microtubule cytoskeleton organization; intracellular signal transduction; protein phosphorylation. Gene Ontology annotation, molecular function: ATP binding; protein serine/threonine kinase activity; tau-protein kinase activity.